AUGCUACCUUGUGGCAGGGUCGGAUGUCCGGUCGUUUUCGUUUACGGUGUUGGCACUGUCUGGCCCACGGUCAGUUGUGUGAUAAAUGGUCACUCGCCGGCCUGCAGGGGCGGGUUCUAUGGGCUCAACCAUGCACCUCCCCGUUCCAACACAUACGAGGCACAACAGGAGGAGCUCGAGAACGACAAGUACAUCGAGGAUGUACAACCCACAUCUGUCAGGUGCUGCAGAUGCCAGAAGGCCAUCAGCCUUGACAAGCGCUCCAAGUACUAUCCUGGACUAUGGCUGAAGCACAGGGGAAAAGUGCCCCGGCAUCCUCAAGAUAGAGGCGAGCUAAUUUCUCAGGAGAAGAGACUGGUAUCUU
Suillus bovinus is the source of this 364-nucleotide messenger RNA. RefSeq lists its product as uncharacterized. Lineage: Eukaryota; Fungi; Basidiomycota; Agaricomycetes; Boletales; Suillaceae. The annotation marks the transcript as partial. The record is from RefSeq and is a predicted model, not a curated record. The transcript is spliced from 3 exons.